Messenger RNA from Radiomyces spectabilis, 843 nucleotides. RefSeq names its product ubiquitin-related domain-containing protein. Gene Ontology annotation, molecular function: protein binding; damaged DNA binding. The record is from RefSeq and is a predicted model, not a curated record. The coding region runs from base 69 to 704 and encodes 211 amino acids. Gene Ontology annotation, biological process: nucleotide-excision repair; proteasome-mediated ubiquitin-dependent protein catabolic process. The transcript has 6 exons. NCBI's taxonomy places the organism in Eukaryota, Fungi, Mucoromycota, Mucoromycetes, Mucorales, Radiomycetaceae.
CCCGUUUUCUCCUGGCACAGCCGACGACGUCUCUUUCCUUCAUCCCUAUUUCAUUCAAACUUUCCAAUAUGAGAAUCAUUGUCACUAGCGAAACCGACGAAAUUUAUAAUCUAGAAAUAGAUGCUCAAAUGGCCAUUGAGGAUUUGAAAGCAUUGCUCGAAGUCGAGUCAGGAACCUCUCCCGAGCAGCAAAUCCUAUAUCACAACGGGCAGCCUUUGACGGAGCCUAAAAAGACAUUGGAGGAAUAUGGCGUAACCCAAGACGAAUUGAUCCUCAUGCGACAGAAAUCAUCCUUGGAAGCCAUCAAUGCAAAUGCCGGCAGCGGAAAUCCAAACUUUGACCUUAUGCGCCAACAUGUCGUACGCGAUCCACGUCUGCUACAGCAACUUGCAAAUACUAAUCCCGAGCUGGCCAGAGCAGCUCUGAACGAUCCUGCCCGAUUCUCGGCAAUGGUGCAACAAAUUGAGGAAAGUCGUCGACAAGCUGAACAGCGACGAACACAAUUGGUCGCAGCCAAUGACGAUCCUUUUGAUGUCGAAGCACAAAAGCGCAUCGAAGACGCCAUCCGUCAACAAAAUAUUGCCGCCAACUUGGAAGCGGCCAUGGAAUACAAUCCAGAAUCUUUCGCUAGAGUUAGUUAUAUCAACGUCACUGAUGGUCAAGCUUGGGCGAUGACUAAUAACAACGUUACUUUAGGUGACUAGAUUAUAUAUCAAUGUCGAAAUUAAUGGGCAUAAACUUGUGGCGCUUGUAGACUCUGGUGCACAAAGCACCGUUAUUAGCCCUGAAACCGCGGAAACAUGUGGAUUGAUGCGUCUAGUGGAUACACGAUUCAAUGGUAUU